CCUCUAUUCACAUCAGCGUCUCUUUUCUUUUUUAUGUUGAAAUAUGGACCUCCGUAUUAAUAUAUAUUGUCUAAUCCUAUGGGGAUUCGCAAGUUAUAAUAUUAGAGAAAACGUGGACCCAACAAUUGAGGCUUCCUCCAUAUCCCUAUAUUAUGGGUCACAAACCCCUUACUCACAAAGAUCACAUUCCUCUACUGCAUAAACGAGACUAUUUUGUGAAAACUACGGUAUGCACAUACACAAAACUUAAAGACAUUCGGAUCCUUACUUCUCCAAUAUUGUAUGUAAACCCGCAAUUUCAACCGAGGAUGUGCCAAAGGGGCUAUAUUUGGGAUAUUUGGGAAUUGGGAGAUUAGGUAAUGGCAGGGCGGCAAACGCGCCCCCCCCCCCGUGUGCAGGGACAGGUUGUAAAGGGCUGAUACUUAAGGACUGUGGUCGAACGUGUGGUGGGAAGGCGAUUUUGGCUCAAAAUCCUCCUACCUAAAUCUCAACGCAAGUUCACGUCUGGGAAUGUCCCGCUGCAGGCUGUGUUUUUGCAAGAAAUCCUAUUAACACGAUCAAACCCUCUCUCACCAUCGUUCAAGAACAAUGAUGGACCACAGGAACAUGAAGGCUAUUCUCAUAGCCACACUCCUCGGCCUCUCUACCGCCCAAUCCACGAUCGACCCCUAUGCCGUCGACCCUACCGCGUUUUCCUCCACUGAACGUGCGGGACUGUGCAAAGACCAAAACUCCAUGUGUGAAAGGCUCUGCGACCUCGCAACCAACAGCAACCUCUGCAACUCCACCACCCUCGAUUUCGACUGCACCUGCAAAUCGAACAGCUCCGCGCCAGGCCUGGAAUACUACAAGGACUCGCUGCCGUCCAUGAUAUGCGCCCAAAACUACGCCGACUGCAUCGGGGUGAACUCAAACAACGCCAGCACGCCCCAGAUCGACUGCGUAUCCUCUAUCAAGGAUAAAUGCGGAACUCUAGACAGCACUGCUUACACACCCGUGACUGUACUGCCGUCGCCGACGUCGACACCAUCUUCUGAUACGUCAUCGACCCCGGAUCCGACUUCACCCCCCCCUUCCGACCCAAACCCCCCCUCCGACUCAUCAGGCGGCCUAAGCACAGGCGCCAAAGCCGGCAUCGGCGCCGGCUGCGCUGUCAUCGGUAUCUUACUCAUAGGCUCAGUAGUAUUCUACUUCUACCGCGCCGGAAAGCUGGGAGGUGGCAGCGGCGGCGGUGGUGGCGGUGAAGGUGGUGGCGGCGGUGAUGGUCAUAAAACCGAAGAAGGCCCGGCUGAGAAAGUUGCGGAUGGGGAAGCCAAGGGUGACGAGGAAGUCAAGGAUGAUCAGAAAGUCAAGGGCGAUGAGGGGAAGGUUUUCGGGGCGGAGUUGGAGGAUACGCAGCGUGUGGAGAUUGGCGGGACGGAGGUGCCGGGGGAACUGGAUGCGGGUACAGUCGCGGGCCCGGGCCCGGGGGUGGGCGAGGGGCCGGUGGAGAUUGGGAUGAGUGAGAGGGAGGAAUCGGAGUUGAGGAAGGUGUUUGGGGGGAAAUGAGUUGGGGAGAAUUGAGUUGGGGAGAAUUGAUUGAGUUGGGGAGAAAUGAGAGUUGAGGGAGAGUAAGGACGAUAUGGCGCAUGGAUCUGUGAGAUAGUAAGAUACCACCAAGCUGAGCUGUGCUAGAGCCAGUGGAAGAAAUCUCCAUGAGAG
Molecule: messenger RNA, 1701 nt
Organism: Pseudogymnoascus verrucosus
Lineage: Eukaryota; Fungi; Ascomycota; Leotiomycetes; Thelebolales; Thelebolaceae
Exons: 4
Coding region: 589-1548 (319 amino acids)
Source: RefSeq, a predicted model, not a curated record